This is a messenger RNA of Trypanosoma cruzi, 2026 nucleotides long. RefSeq lists its product as uncharacterized. The annotation marks the transcript as partial. The record is from RefSeq and is a predicted model, not a curated record. NCBI's taxonomy places the organism in Eukaryota, Euglenozoa, Kinetoplastea, Trypanosomatida, Trypanosomatidae. The transcript has a single exon.
GACAUGGGAGGGUAUCGUGCCUGCCCCUACCACCUACCGGGCCGAGCAGGCGUACCUGAACUGGCAUUCACUGCACAGGAGUUCAGCGGUGGUACGGCAAGCGGUGCGAGAUGUGUUUAACCUGCUACCACAGAAUGAGGAUGGGUUAAUAACAAAGACCACGUAUGUUGAAUUCUUUUUGGACCUUCUCAACCUUUUUUUUCCUAUGCAUAUUUCCUCCGCCAAUAUUUCCAUUGCGGAGGAGGAGUGGGUAUACCGGGGGACAACUGAAUUGAUGAGGUUUGAGACAUUUUAUGAGAAAUUCUAUAGUUUCCCGUUUAUAUUUUUUCGUGAUCUCAGCAAAGUGACGAGGGAUCAGUAUGUGGAGGUGUGGUGUCUGAUUCGUGUCUGUUUGUUAGAGAAUGAAGUGUCUGUCCUCUCCUGCUUGCAGGAUACGGCGGUGUUGGGGCCACCGAAUAGUGUGACAAGUGGCGGGCUCUCUUUCAAUACUUUGUCGUCCGCUGCCAAUCCCUCGGCUCCACGCCCCAUCGUCGACUACAGUCGUACACGCCGACCGAAGCGGAUAUUGGAGGCGACAUUGUGCUCCUUGCAGAAGCUGAAGGACUUGGGGCGGAAGAAAGCCCCGCCUCUCAUUGGUAAAAUUUUGGAUGUUUCAUAUGAUGAUGUUCUACGAUUAGGGGGGACGGGAUUCCACAACACAGACAACUAUCCGCUACAUGGCGCAAAGCAAUUGGCGGCGGUGAUGGUGAAGGAGAAUUUGCAGAAAUUGGUGCCCUCUCACGCGAUUGCGGUGGUGCAUGCAAAGGGGAAGCAGCUGCUUGCCGAGACCUCACGGGCCAGGCGGCGGCAACAACUACAGGAACAGUUGCAGAAGAAAGAUAACCCGGGAAGGAGCAUGGACAGCGAGUUCAGCAGCGUGCUUACUAUUGCAUCGUUAAGCAAAAACGAGAACGAAGGGGAAGAGAUGGAGGGAAGCAGCGACUUGGUUAUAAUGAACCGCAGCAACUCUUCUAGGGGACGCUCUCUCGCAGAGAAACGGAGGAAAAAAAUGAUGGGGUGGAGUCACGUGACGACGGGGCGCCACGCGACAUUGGAAAAAAUUGAGGAGGCGCGGAUGAAGAAGAAAUUGGUUGAAACGUCGGUGUUUUACCGUCAUCGACGCCUGCGGCGAAAUGCGGAGCACGCGAAGAUCUUGUCGCAUAUCUCUCGCAGCCACACCGCAUGGGAGGUUUGCCGGCAUGACAUUUAUGAAAUUCCCCCCGAGAAGCCGGACGAGGAAGACAAACUGUUGGCAUUUGUGCAGGACCUCCCAGACGACUUCUUUGAUGAUGAAAAUUCUCUACGGGUGCGGUACGGCAUUCACGCGGCUCUUCUUAAAGAACGUGCUGAACGCUCAAAAAUUUGUUAUCCCAUUGAACCCAUGCUUUCCACGUCAUCGAUGACGAUGGCGAGUUCACGUGACACACCGAAGGGAAACGAGCAGGACUCUCUCACCACGUGCAUGUAUACUGCAUUGACGGCCGAUGAUACGACGAUUGGCAGUAGUCGUGGCGGUGCGGUUUCGUCUGUUCAUGUCUUUAGGACAAGACGACGUACCCCACAUGAGGGAGGAGCGAGCAGAAUGUCAAAUUCCCCCGGUUUGACAUCGCUUGUUGGCGACGGAUCAUUCCCGUCUUCCUCUUGUGGGAUGAACUCAUCUUCAACCCCACCAUCGUCGGCAUCCAGUGGAACGAUGCGAGGGGAUCUACCGGAGGAGAGGAAUGGCAGUCAUGAAGAUGUCAGGGAUAUGGCUUCACUAGAGGAAUGGUCGAAACGAAAGGAGGAGUUAGAACCAAAGCGAGCGUUCCAUAUUCGUUUGAAUUUCAAACAAAAUAUGGAUGUUAAUUAUAAAAAAUUGCUGCAGAAAAAGCCACAUCGUCUUUUUCCGUUUUCUAUGCCCACCGCAAGGAAAGGGGCUCCCUCGACGGUCGUUAAAAGUCGUCUCCAGGAGGGACUCCACCCGUCGGGAGCUCAACAGAUAUUUUGA